Paramecium pentaurelia is the source of this 1056-nucleotide messenger RNA. NCBI's taxonomy places the organism in Eukaryota, Ciliophora, Oligohymenophorea, Peniculida, Parameciidae. The record is from the annotation of a GenBank genome assembly.
AUGUAAAUUCUAAUUAUUCUAUUAAUAAUUACCCACACAUAUAUUUGCAAGAUAAUAUCAUCCUGCUAAAUUUAUUCUGACAAUCCAGAAGCAUGUAUAGAAAAAACAACUGACUAUAAAUGUACUUUUAUUUUUUUUAAAAUUAGGCAAUUUCCAUUAUUUUGAGAGUAAGUGCAUUCUUGAAAAUUCGAUAUCUCUAGGUUGUAUUGAAAAUUUGAAUCAAGGUGCUUGCAUUAGUUAAUAAACUGACCUUUAUGGAAAAGAAGUUUAAUGUAAAGAAGAUUUUAUAGUUAAGGUGUCUUUAAUAAGAAGUGCUAACCUGUAUUAAAGACAGAACUAUAAAACCAAGGUUGUAGGACAACCUAUAACAAAUAUGCAUGCUUUAAUGUAGUAAAUGCAGAUUGCGAAUGGAAGAAUAAUUAGUGCUAGCCUUUGGAAGAAAUAAAAGAAACAGCAUAUUCAUGUGAAGAAUCUUAUUAAAAAUCUGUUACAUUUGUAACAUGCUCUAAAUUAUAGAAUCUAUUAUGUAUUAUUUGAUCGAAAUUAUAAGGUAUAAGUUCUGGAUUUACAGGUGAAUAUGGUUGCAUAACUGUCUAGGAAUAGUAAUUGAAGACUUUGUAAUGUACUGAAAAGGGUUUGACAAAAUAAGCUUGUAUAUCUAUUUAAACAGAAGGAUAGGAGUGUAAGAAAAAUGAUUAAUCUAUAGGUAUCUUCAAAGAUCAGAUGUGUCGAAAUAUUGAAGAGUCAGAAAUAAAUACUUGUUAAAUGAAUUUAAAUAGAUGGGCUUGUUUAUCAAUUAAAAAUCCUAAAAUCUCUUGUUAGUGGAUAGAAAAUUCUUGUUAUCCUUAUAUAUAUUUAAAUGAAAACUAAUAAAAUGAAAUAUUAGAAGUGAAUAUCAGUGUCUGUCAAUCCAUAAAAGGAUUAUAUAGAUAUGAUAGAAAAAAUACUAAGUGCAUUCAAAUAAUUGACUUUUAANAAUUAUUGAAAAUACAAACAUUAUACACUAUAUUUGUACACAAAUAAGAGAAUUCUUUUUUAUAAAUGAAUAUAAAGUGA